Durio zibethinus is the source of this 1743-nucleotide messenger RNA. RefSeq names its product vacuolar cation/proton exchanger 3-like. The record is from RefSeq and is a predicted model, not a curated record. Lineage: Eukaryota; Viridiplantae; Streptophyta; Magnoliopsida; Malvales; Malvaceae. Gene Ontology annotation, cellular component: plant-type vacuole membrane. Gene Ontology annotation, biological process: calcium ion transmembrane transport; intracellular calcium ion homeostasis. Gene Ontology annotation, molecular function: calcium:proton antiporter activity.
AAAACUUCCCCCACUUUGCUUUAUUAGAGAAAAUGAAGCUGUAAUUGCACUUGAGUUUGAUUCAUUAAUUAUUCUUCAUAUUACUUUCACCAAUGGAGUUUGCGGGGGAGCUUUCUCACAUGGAGAAUGGAUAUUCUAAGGGCAAAGAAUCAUGGAAUAAUGGAUUAAGGACAGCUCAAAACAUGUCCACUUCCCUUUUGCGGAAGAAAUCCGAUCCAAUGCUGGUUUCAAAACUUCGGUUUCAGAUGCUUAGACAGUUCUUAGCCAAUUUGCAAGAGGUCGUUCUUGGUACUAAGCUCGCUGUUCUCUUCCCUGCCAUCCCUUUAGCCAUUGCUGCUGAUUUCUAUAAGUUUGGAAGACCUUGGAUAUUUGCUUUGAGUUUGCUUGGACUUACCCCACUUGCUGAGCGUGUCAGCUUCCUCACUGAACAAAUUGCAUACUACACCGGUCCAACAGUUGGAGGACUCUUGAAUGCAACUUGUGGCAAUGCAACAGAGCUGAUAAUAGCUUUAUUUGCUCUCUACCAAAACAAAAUACAUGUUCUCAAGUACUCUCUCUUGGGUUCCAUUCUCUCAAACCUCCUACUUGUUCUUGGCUCCUCUCUCCUUUGUGGAGGCUUAGCCAACCUGAAAAAGGAGCAAAGAUAUGAUAGAAAGCAGGCAGAUGUUAACUCUCUCCUGCUGUUGCUGGGAUUGCUUUGCCACAUGUUGCCAUUGAUGUUUAGAUAUGCGGCAGCGCCAGGCAUUUUCAUUGAUGAUCACUCUAUUCUUCAGCUGUCAAGAGCAAGUAGCAUUGUUAUGCUUGUAGCUUAUAUUGGAUAUAUCUUCUUCCAGCUAAAAACUCAUAGGCAGAUUUUCGAGUCUCAGGAGGAAGAUGAAGAAGAAGAAAAGGCAGUGAUAGGAUUUUGGAGUGCAUUUAGCUGGUUGGUUGGUAUGACACUCAUCAUAGCUUUGCUAUCUGAGUAUGUUGUGGGCACAAUUGAGGCUGCAUCAGAAUCUUGGGGCAUUUCUAUUAGCUUCAUCAGCAUAAUUUUGAUACCUAUUGUGGGGAAUGCUGCUGAACAUGCUGGAUCAAUCAUAUUUGCUUUUAAGAACAAGUUGGACAUAUCCCUGGGUGUUGCUUUGGGUUCUGCAACUCAAAUUUCUAUGUUUGCAGUUCCCUUGUGUGUUGUAGUUGGCUGGAUAAUGAGAAUCCAAAUGGAUCUUGAUUUCAGUCUUCUCGAAACUGCUUGUCUUGCCUUAACUAUAAUAGUUGUAGCCUUCACUUUACAGGAUGGAACUUCACAUUACAUGAAAGGAGUAGUUCUUUGCCUUUGUUACGUAGCCAUUGCAGCAUGCUUUUUUGUUCAUAAAAUUCCUGCCCCAUUAGAUCAAACUCAAGUCAACCUGGGACUCAAACCAUCAUCUGGAUUCUCAGCCUAGCCAGCACCGCCUUUUCGGGGUGGUUUCUGCCCCAAGUCAAGGACGACAUUGCUAUCAUCCAUUUUCCCAACCCAUGAAAAAUAUUUUCAUUUUCAUUUCCAUUUCCAUAAAAAAAAAAAAAAAGGGACUCUUUGGAGAUUUGAGCACUGAGAAGAGUGUUACAGACAUGAAAAGUUGAGGCCAUUUUCAAGUUAAUACAUGAGAAGAAACCGAACUUAGUCAUUCGAAAAUGUUUGUAAGUACACUCUGAUUAUGUGAUUCAUUAAUAAGGGUUUUGUCUCAAUUUUUUAGUUCAUAAUAGCAGCAAAAAAAAAAAAAAAAA